Messenger RNA from Drosophila gunungcola (fruit fly), 2129 nucleotides. It is a transcript of the gene P5CDh1, whose product is annotated as delta-1-pyrroline-5-carboxylate dehydrogenase, mitochondrial. The transcript has 8 exons. Gene Ontology annotation, cellular component: mitochondrial matrix. Bases 257 to 1981 code for a protein of 574 amino acids. Gene Ontology annotation, molecular function: L-glutamate gamma-semialdehyde dehydrogenase (NAD+) activity. The record is from RefSeq and is a predicted model, not a curated record. Lineage: Eukaryota; Metazoa; Arthropoda; Insecta; Diptera; Drosophilidae.
GGACUGUGAACUUAUCGGGGUGUCGAUAGCUCCCGGCCGUUAGCCAACCAUCCAAAUUCGUAGCCCUUUCAUUUCGACCAAAUAGUCUCGCAAAAAACACAAAACAAAGGCAUUGACGCUCGCCAAAAUCCGCCGCCGUCGACCGAAACAGACAUAAAAUAGCGAAACUCUAGGUGGUGCGAGCCGACGCCGAAGAUCCAGACAGACAGCUUAUAUAAUCCGGCAGCGAAGGAGACAGGCCCCUAAAUCCGAAAUAAUGUUGCGAAUGCUGCGAAGUUCUUCAUCCAGAUGCUCCAGUCUGCAGCAGACGGUGCUUAAAAGUUACACUCGAAGUCUUGGCUCAGUCAUACCGGACCUUAACCUCAAGGAUUUUCCGGUUGUAAAUGAACCGAUUCUGGGGUAUCGCAAGGACUCCAAGGAGCGCAAAGCCCUUGAGCAGGCCCUUAAAAGCACGGCCUCCAGCUGCGAGGACAUUCCGAUCGUGAUCGGCGGCAAGGAGUACAAAACGUCGGAGGUGCGGUACCAGGUCAUGCCCCAUGAUCACCAACAUAAGCUGGCCAGCUUCUACUAUGCCGAUAAGAAGCUCAUUGAGAAGGCCAUCAAAACAGCCGUGAGCACGCAGCCCAAGUGGGACCGCGUGCCGAUUGCGGACCGCUUGAAGAUCUGGGAGAAGGCGGCUGAUCUAAUGGCGACGACCUACCGCCAGGAACUGAAUGCGGCCACCAUGUUGGGUCAGUCCAAAACGGCUAUCCAAGCGGAAAUCGAUUCGGCAGCGGAGCUAAUUGACUUUAUACGGAUGAAUGCGUAUUUCCUAAAGGAGGUCGCUAAAUAUCAGCCCAUCAGCGAGAACAUCAAAGUCACAAAGAACUCUUUGCGUUAUCGUGGCAUUGAUGGCUUCAUCGCCGCUGUCAGCCCCUUUAACUUUACGGCCAUUGGCGGCAACUUGUCCUACACGCCAGCUCUGAUGGGAAAUGGUGUGCUGUGGAAGCCCUCGGACACUGCAAUGCUCUCCAACUGGCUUAUUUUCAAAAUUAUGCGCGAAGCGGGAGUGCCUGAUGGUGUCGUUAAUUUUGUGCCUGCCGAUGGGCCCGUGUUUGGGGACACGAUUACCGCCAGUCCCCACCUAGCCGGCAUCAAUUUCACCGGCUCUGUACCAACCUUCAAUCGCCUGUGGAAGCAGGUGGGUAACAACAUUGACAAGUACGUAAACUUUCCCCGGUUGACUGGUGAGUGUGGCGGCAAGAACUUCCACUUUGUGCAUGCAUCAGCCGAUGUUGAGUCCGUGGUGACAUCCACGAUUCGUUCGGCAUUCGAGUAUUGCGGUCAGAAAUGUUCCGCCUGCUCGCGCAUGUAUGUACCGGAGUCUCUGUGGCCACAAAUCAAGGAAGGCCUGCUGUGCGAGGCGUCGAAGCUGAAGAUCGGGGACGUGCAAGACUUCAGCAGCUUCUCGUCGGCUGUGAUUGAUGACAAAGCAUUUAAACGCAUUACUGGCUACAUUGAGCAUGCCAAGAAGUCCUCUAACCUGGAGAUUCUCGCCGGCGGCACGUACUCGGACAGCAAAGGGUACUACGUCAAUCCGACCAUUGUUCUCAGCAAGGACCCGAAGGACCGCAUCAUGACAGAAGAGAUUUUCGGUCCCGUGCUAUCGAUCUAUGUCUACAAGGAGUCCGACCUGCUUGAGACCAUGAAGCUGGUGCACACCUCAACAAAGUUUGCUUUAACCGGAGCAGUAUUCGGCCAGGACGAGGAAUUCGUCAAGUGCGCCCUGCAGGAGUUUAAAAUGGCCGCUGGAAACUUCUAUAUCAAUGAUAAGUCUACUGGAUCUGUGGUGGGUCAACAGCCAUUCGGCGGCGGUCGAAUGUCUGGCACCAAUGACAAGGCUGGCGGACCACAUUACAUUCUGCGCUGGACUUCUCCGCAAUCCAUCAAGGAGACAUUCGUGCCACUGCGGGACGUCAACUAUCCGUACAUGUGCGAGUAGGCAGGAUGAAAUAAGAUGAAGCAUAAAAAGGGGGAGUGGGAAGAGGAUUAGAAGAAGCUAAAAAAACCCGACAGGAAUCUCAUAUAACUACUAACUAUAUAUAUAUAUAUAUAUAUAUAUAAAUGUAUUUUGUUGAAAUAUUUUUAAA